AUGAGUGAAAAUAAAAAAAAGGCACAGUCUUCUUUAAAAAACUUUGUAUCUGGUGGUUUUGGUGGAGUUUGUACAGUUUUAUGUGGACACCCUUUAGAUACAAUUAAAGUAAGGUUACAAACCAUGCCUAAACCCUCACCUGGGCAACCGCCGUUAUAUUCUGGAACAUUUGAUUGUGCCAAAAAAACAUUAGCUCAUGAAGGAGUUAGAGGAUUGUACAAGGGAAUGGCAGCUCCCUUGGCUGGUGUAACUCCAAUUUUCGCGGUUAGUUUUUUUGGCUUUGAUCUUGGUAAAAAUAUUAUACGAAAAUUCACUCAAGAACCUUUGGGUGCAAUGCAUUUGUUUUUUGCUGGUGCUCUUUCAGGAGUUUUUACUACAUCUAUUAUGGCACCUGGAGAAAGAAUCAAAACUUUAUUGCAAGUUCAACAAGCUGGAGAUAAAAAAUACCAUGGACCUGUAGAUGUAAUUAAAAAAUUAUACAAAGAGGCUGGAAUUCGUAGCGUAUUUAAAGGAACAUUUGCCACAUUGCUGAGAGAUGUACCUGCAAGUGGAAUGUAUUUUAUGACUUACGAUUGGAUAAAAGGGGUGAUUGCUCCAGAAAAAAGUACAGAUAUAAAAUUAAUUGGCACAAUAUUUGCUGGUGGAAUGGCUGGAAUAGCAAAUUGGAUUGUUGCCAUGCCAGCAGAUGUUUUAAAAAGUAGACUUCAAAGUGCACCUGAAGGUACCUAUCCACAUGGUAUUAGAAGUGCAUUUAGAGAGCUUAUGAGGGAAGAAGGAAUACUAGCUUUAUAUAAAGGGAUAACUCCAGUAAUGUUAAGAGCUUUCCCAGCAAAUGCAGCUUGUUUUAUUGGGUUUGAAGCUUCCAUGAAAUUUUUAAAUUGGUGUUUCCCAAAUUUUUAA
This is a messenger RNA of Pediculus humanus corporis (human body louse), 900 nucleotides long. Its product is annotated as mitochondrial carnitine/acylcarnitine carrier protein, putative. NCBI's taxonomy places the organism in Eukaryota, Metazoa, Arthropoda, Insecta, Psocodea, Pediculidae. The record is from RefSeq and is a predicted model, not a curated record. Gene Ontology annotation, cellular component: mitochondrial envelope. The transcript is spliced from 4 exons. The coding region runs from base 1 to 900 and encodes 299 amino acids. Gene Ontology annotation, molecular function: O-acyl-L-carnitine transmembrane transporter activity. Gene Ontology annotation, biological process: carnitine transmembrane transport; mitochondrial transport.